Messenger RNA from Oncorhynchus nerka (sockeye salmon), 3493 nucleotides. RefSeq names its product ring finger protein 11a (gene rnf11a). The coding region runs from base 399 to 839 and encodes 146 amino acids. The transcript has 3 exons. Gene Ontology annotation, biological process: ubiquitin-dependent protein catabolic process. The record is from RefSeq and is a predicted model, not a curated record. Lineage: Eukaryota; Metazoa; Chordata; Actinopteri; Salmoniformes; Salmonidae. Gene Ontology annotation, cellular component: ubiquitin ligase complex. Gene Ontology annotation, molecular function: ubiquitin protein ligase activity.
CUUCUGUGUAUACAGUUUGUAAACAAAGCCAAAACAAAGAUGGAUUCAUCAAGAGGUUUAAUCUAAAAAUAUAGUCAGAUCGAAUAACACAAAUUGAAAUCGGUGUCAUUUACAGUUCGCUGACUUAGUUAUUGGAAAAUUAGAGACAGCAUUUACAUGUCGUUGUUUCGAGCGAUAUUGACUUUUAUUUCGAAGUUACACAGCGAUUAUAAUAGUUUUUCUGCAUCGACGUUGGAGGGCUGUUGUUCAUUCCUAUUUGCCAGCUACCCCGCAGGCUAGCUAAAAAUACAACUUAUUUAGCAAGACACGUACAAAUAUUUGUUUUUGUUGCUUAUCUUGCUGUCCUGUUAGCUAGCUGUCCUGUUCGUAUUGGGGGUUGUGUGUGCUGGUCCAGUUCAAUGGGGAACUGUUUGUCUUCGCAAGGCGCCGACGACUUGUCUCUCCUCAACGAGUCCCAGGAAGCCAGUGUUCCAGGGGAGCCUCCACCGCCUUACCAGGAGCGUGUCCAUGCGCCAGUGUACCACCCCACCCCCAGUCAGACGUGCCUGGCCAGCCAGCUAACAGAGGAGGAGCAGGUCCGUAUCGCCCAGCGGAUUGGCCUCAUCCACCACCUCCCCAGAGGCAUCUUCGACCCCGGCUCUGAGCCCUCUGACAAGAAAGUCAAAGAGUGUGCGAUCUGCAUGAAUGACUUUGAGUAUGGCGACCCCAUCCGGUUCCUUCCCUGCCUGCACAUCUACCACGUGGACUGCAUCGACACCUGGCUGAUGAGGUCCUUCACCUGUCCUUCCUGUAUGGAGCCUGUGGAUGCCGCCCUGCUCUCCUCCUAUGAGACCAACUGAACUGGUCUCAUAGGAGACCAGUUCACUCAUCUGAGCAGUCUCUGGCUGGGUCCUGUUCAUUAGGCCAAACAGAAGAAAACUGAUUAAAGCAGGGAGGGACUUGACCUGGACUUGUCCAAUAAGAAGUGCUUGUUCAAUUGUUUUCAGUUGCAAAACUAUUCCCUAUUUAAUGUACUACUUUUCACCAGAGCCUUAUAGGCCCUGAUCCAAAGUAGUGCAUUAAAUGGGGAAUAGGGUGCACACAAUCCUAGAAACUUCCCCUUUAACAGAGGUGCCAAACGCCCUUAUGACACAUCACCUCUUUAACCCGGAUGCUCUGUCCUAGUCACACAGCCCUGGGAGGAGUGAUGGGUUGUGUCAAAAUAUAUAUAUAUUUUAAAUGUAACCUUUAUUUCACUAGUGAAGUCAGUUAAGAACAAAUUUUUAUUUACAAUGACGGCCUGCACCGGCCAAACUCGGACGGUGCUGGUUGUGGGACUGCCGGUUGUGAUACAGUCUGGAUUUGAACCAGGUGGUCUGUAGUGACGCCUCUAGCACUGAGAUGCAGUGUCUUAGACCACUGCGCCACUUGGAAGCUCCAUAUGUAGGGUGUACCACACUGAGUGUGUUGAAAGUGGGGUGUUCUACUCUGUAUUGGGGCUUUUGGAAUUAGGAACGUCUGUCUCUUUCGCCUUUUCAGACUUGUUGCCAAAUACAUGUGAAGUGAAGGAUAUAGAUGGAGAUCUUUAGAAGUCAUGAUGAGAGAUAUUAUUGACAACUGAUUUCACCUUUGGAUGAUCUGAGGGUGGUAGACUAGAGAUUGGCCCAUUAGUUUAGUUUAUGUAGGCUGGUCUUGGAUCUGUUAGUGCUGUCUUCUUGACAACAGCUGAUAAGAUGGCACAAACAGAUCUUUGUUUAUGUGGUUGGUUUAUUUUAUUUCCCUUUUCAAUCAUCCCCCUCCAGACUAAAAUGUGCAAUAUGAUGUGAGGAAGUGCUAGAAUUGCACCGUUCUGAUUGGUCAAAAGAAGGUGACCCCCGACCUUAACACUGCUGUCUCGGCCAAUUAGCUUUAAGACGGGUAUGGCCUUGAAUGUCUCUCAAAAAAGCACAGGGCUCUUGACUAGAAUGCAAACAUUUUUCUCAUUAAAUGGCAAUCGUAGAGAGAGAAAAAAAGUUCACAAAAUAAUGAGAUAUGAGAAUAAGCUAUGAGGUCUCCAUCCCAUGCCGGUCUAGUAGGUUACCUCAUGACUUACUACUGGCCUCAUACCUUUAUUGGAGAUGUCACUACUGGCCUCAUACCUUUAUUGGAGAUGUCACUACUGGCCUCAUACCUUUAUUGGAGAUGUUGGAUUUGUAUGUAUGUUGUUUUACAGGGUGGGUUGUUGUAGCUGUUAGUUAGUCUGGUUCCAGAUCUAUUUGUGCUGUCUUGCCAAGGUGGCCAGCCUUACUGGGCUAGCUCUUAGUACCUUAAACUGCAUUUUCACCUUGGAUCUUUUUCCUUACAAAGCUUUGCCUUGACUGUGUGCUGUCUUACUCUUAUGAGAUCAUGGUUUGUUGUUGUUGUUCAUUCUUAUGUUUACUGUUAGUGAGUGACUUUUGCGUCCAAAAUGGCAAACUAAUCCCUAUAUAAUGCACUACUUUUGAGCAAAGCACGAUGCAGGAACUGGUCAAGAGUAGUGCACUAUGUAGGGAUUAGGGUGCCAUUUUGGACGUGGCCCAAAAUGCUGUGCCAUUAUCUAUCCCCGAAUUCUAUGCACCUUGGGAUCUCCUCUGGUACCGUGUAGGUCUGGGACUGUAUUCACAAAGAGUCUUAGAGUACGAGACCGUUUUGCCUUUUGGAUCAUAGUUAUAUGUACUCCUAGUCUUUGUGACGACAGGCCUUGAAUCAGGACAGAGGAAAUAUCUUUUGUUCUCCUUUUCCCUCUUCCUUCUAUUUCUCCUACUACUCACUCUAUUGUCUCUUUGAAUAACUUUAUUGUAGAAGUGUUUGACAAGAGAGAAAGAGAAUAAUUGACACUGUUUUGGAUACUGUGUGUAAAGGUUGUAUCUAGAGUGUUUUCCAAUGUUGUCAGAAAAUGUGUUUGUGAAUAUAGAUCUGUUUUUUUUGUAUUGUAGUUAUGAUCUAUUCUACAUGAUUGAAUUCCAGAGGCUUUUUAAACUGUUUUGUCGAUCGAUUAUUGGGCUAAAAUGAAUAGGAAACUCUUAUUGAUUGACUGUGGUUUGAUACUAACAAAGUAAGGACAAGUGAGAGAGGGUACAGACUCAAACUGAGGAGAAUAGAAUGGAUUGUGACUUGAAACCAUUCUGAAUGUAACUAUCUUGAUGGUGGACAUUACUGUGGUGAAGUCAAAACCAGGAGCGUAUUUGAAAUGUACCCUCAUCACCAACUCUCUUCAGGUGAAAGUGGGGAAAGUACGGCUGCUAUUCAGUUCAGUCCUAGACCUAUGCCCUUUUAGGUGAACGUGAGCCAACUCCUGUGAAGUACAAUCAUUUCUGAUACUCGUGUCAUUGCUUUAGUGCUCCUUGAAGCCGGAGAUGGAGAGUGUGUCGACUGAAAGAAGAAUAUGAUUAGUCAGACUGUUCCUGGCUGCUGUUUCUGGGUUUUGUAAUGUGUGUGUGCAAUGAGGGCUCAGCUUUUAGGAAAAACUACAAUAAAAAGUGAAUGCCAAAUCUAA